This is a messenger RNA of Menidia menidia (Atlantic silverside), 2727 nucleotides long. The record is from the annotation of a GenBank genome assembly. Lineage: Eukaryota; Metazoa; Chordata; Actinopteri; Atheriniformes; Atherinopsidae.
AUGAGGCGCCUGGUAACAGCUGCACACCACCCCGCCGGUUCCCCCGCCAUGCCCAGGGAACAUCCGCGCUCCCAGCCUGAAGAGAGGCAGCAAUCUUUAGCUCUGACACAAACAACACACGGCCCUGGACUCCCUUUCGCUUUCGGCUCGGAUGGAUUCCUCCCCCCGGCCUUUGAAAACGAGGAACGUGGCGCCAAGGACCAGGCUGAGAAAGAGGGCGGCUGUGACAAGGUGGACAAACCUGACAAAGCGCCAAGGAAAAUGCUGUCGAGAGAUUCCAGCCAAGACUACACAGAUUCAACAGGCAUAGACCUCCACGAAUUCCUGGUCAACACACUGAAAGGCAACCCCAGGGAUCGAAUCAUGCUGCUGAAGCUGGAACAGGACAUCUUGGAUUUCAUCAGCAAUAAUGAAAGCCAAAAGAGGAAGUUCCCCCCCAUGACAUCCUACCACCGAAUGCUGCUGCACCGGGUGGCGGCCUACUUCGGCAUGGACCACAACGUGGACCCCAGCGGAAAAUCAGUGGUGAUCAACAAAACCACCAACACCAGAAUACCCGAUCAGAAAUUCUCGGAGCACAUCAAGGACGACAGGACGGACGAUUUCCAGAAACGUUACAUUCUCAAACGAGACAACUCCAGCUUUGAUCGCGAAGACAGCACAAUUCGAAUGCGUUUGAAAGCUGACAAGAGGAGCAAAUCGAUGGAGGAGAGGGAGGAGGAGUACCAACGAGCCAGAGAAAGGAUUUUUGCACAUGAUGGAGAUCACUUCAUAUUAGAAAGAAGGUUACGAGCUGGUCAGUCGGGGCCCAGCCGGCAGAGCAGCUCGGAGACGGACACGCUGCCCCGCCACGGCGAGCCGCGGCCGUGGAGCAGCACGGACAGCUCCGACAGCUCCCACCGGCUGGCCCCGCGCCCCGCCAUCACCAAGGCCAGCAGCUUCAGCGGCAUCUCCCCCGGCCUGGUCCGAGGGGACAGCACGGCCAGCAGCAAGAGCACCGGCAGGCUGUCCAAAACAGGCAAGAGACCCAGCACAGGCUCAGAGUCCUGCAGCAGCGUCGGGUCCUCGUCCGGCUCGCUGUCCCGCCUCCAGCUGCCCCUCCCAGUUUCAGCCCGCUCCAACAUGCCCGCCCCCCCCCUGCUGCUCCAGGACUCCCGGGGCCCCGCGCACCCCGAGAUGACCAAGAGCCUCCCCUCGCAGCCCCCAGCCGCCCCCGACGUGGCCAACUUUUACCUGUUGCCCCUCGAAGCCUCAGGGAUUCCACCCGGCAGCGUUCUGGUCAAUCCUCACACAGGCAAGCCUUUCAUGCAUCCUGAUGGCAGCGCGGUGGUGUAUAACCCGGCCGGCGUCGCCCCGGCGACCGGCAGGAUGCCACAGCAGGGGAAAAACCCCCAGCAGCCCCUCCCUGCUGCGGCCCAGCAGCAAACCACCAAUCCGCUCCACUCCCAGCCGAUCUGUCCUCUCCAGCCGUCCUCUGAGGCUGUCCACAACCCAACGGUUCCCUAUCCUCUUCCUCCUCUUCCUCCUUCUCAGUUCCUGCCCCCUGACGUCCUCAACGCCCAGUUCAGUCACAUGACUCUGGCGCAGCAGCCGGCCAAUGAGAGCGGAGCUGCGGCCCCGGACGGCCGCCACUUUCCCUCCGUGUACAGCCACCACCCGUCCCCCGUGAUGCUGCAGGGCGCCCCUCCCCCCCAGCAGCAGGUCACCAGCUACGUGGUGGCGGGGCCCUCCGGGGGCCACCCGGGGCUGCUGCAGGGUCAGCACCCCCCCCCCCACGGCCACGCCCACGCCUACCCCGGCCCAGGCCCCGCCCCUUUUUCCGGGGCCUCCCUCGGCCAGCCGCUCCUGCAGCAGCACGCCUACAUGCAGCCGCCCGUCCACCAGGUGGGGUCCCGACGCCGCCCCCCCCUCCGGGAGUUCAAACAGCAGCCCAUGUCUGCGUGCUACUGCUCCUCGGCCCACCACCCCCACUGCUCCGGCCAGCAGCAGCACUACCGCCCCCCCGCCAACCCGCUGCCCUACAGCUGCCCUCAGAGCCAGAAUCUGGCCCAGCAGCAAGUGCACCAAGCCGUGAUGCCAAACCCAGCAUCCAGCUACCAGACCAUGGUGGGCAUGCAGCCAGCACACAGCCUCGCUCUCACUGGCAACCAGCAAAGCAAUAUGGCCAACCAGAUGCAGGGCAUGAUGGUCCAGUACCCUCCAAUGCAGUCUUACCAGGUCUCGGUCCCCCAGCAGACGUACCAGCAGCCCCUGCUGGUGUCCUGCCCGCCGGGACAGGGCGCCGUGGCUGUGGCCGGCGUGCAGCCCUGCUACAACCUGCUGCCCCCCAACCAGCACACCACCAUGAGGUACGCCCCACCACACAUCCCACUCCCACUCAGACCCACUCUGGCUCUGAGUGGGAACGCUGGGGGGGAGGAGGAGGAGGGGAGGCUCUCAUCCACAGAGCCAGCAGCUCUGAUGAGUGGAUCCUCACAGCUCCUGAGAGCUCAGGUCAUCUUUGCUCACUGCUGGGAGACCCGAUCAAUCUGGGAAGCGGUGAGCGGACUCCACAGGGAGCACAAAGGCAGGAACCUGCAGCAGAACAAUGCAAAGACGCUCCUGGGAGAGGAGAGCUCCACGGUGAGCUUCCUGCCGGCCCCCAUGAUGGAGCAGUUCCAGUUCUCCCAGACGCCGUCCCCCUGUGUCUCCCAGCAGCACCCAGGCCAGCAGUAUUCAGGUAUCUAA